CGAAUUAGUGAAAAAGAAAUUUCCCCAGAAAUCAGUAUUAUUUACACACGUGAUUUGUUUGUUUGGCAAUUUGAAAAAAAAACAAAAAAAAUUUUUUAAUAGCAAAAAUAUCAUGUUGGUCGAUGAUGUUUUGAAAUGUAGUUUUUCAUCGUGGUAUUCCAUUUUGGGUCAUCUAUCCAUCGAAAGUGAAAUUAUUGAAAUUGAUGAUAAAUUUCGUGAAUAUCUAUUAUCGGAUGGAAUAAUUCUUCCAGAAAGUUGCAAUUCUGAGUCUUGCCCGGUGAUGACAAAUGGCAAUGGACAUGAUCAAAAUGAUGAUGAUGAUGAUAAUCGAAUUGACUGGAGCCAAGAUGAAAACGUCCAUAAUGGCAAUGAUGAUUCGAAUGAUAUCGAUGUGAUUGAAUUUCCACGAAUCGAAAAACAAAUCCGUCGAUCAUUACGACGAUUUGGUAAUAUAUUUCCAAAAUUAAAUUGGAGUUCAUGUGAAGAUGCUCAUUGGAUUCAAGCUUGCGGUUCAAAAUGUUCCAGUCUAACUGAUAUUUUUCUUUUACUGAAAAGUUCGGAUAAAAUUGUUCAUGAUUUAAUUGAUCCAUUUGAACAUUGUACAGAUUUUGAUCAAGAAAAUGCACCAAAAUUUCAAUAUCAAUUAAUAUUACGUCGUUGGUUGAAUAUAAAUCCAUCAAUGGAAUUUCGUUGUUUUAUUCGUAAUCAAAAAUUAAUAGCAAUAAGUCAACGUGAUGUUCGUACAUUUUAUGAUUAUAUUCGAAUGGAUAAAUCGGAAAUUAUCGAGGAUAUUAGCAAUUUUUUCGAAGAACAUAUUGAAGGAAAAUUUCCAUUAGAUAAUUUUGUCAUUGAUAUUUUACGGCCAAAAAUUCAUACAAUCACGUUGAUUGAUGUAAAUGUUUUUGGUAAAUUAACUGAUUCAUUACUUUUCGACUGGAAUGAACUUUUGUCGGAUGUUCAGCAUCAUGAUUCUGUCCUGCCGGAAUUUCGUUAUAUCGAAAAUCGUUUCGGUGUACAACGUGGACGUUUUGAAUUGAAUUCAUUACCCUUGGAUGUAUUCAAUGGAAAUUUAACGACAACUAAUUUAUUCGAUGAAACUAUGAAUUUAUCAACAACAAAUGUCAACAACAACCAUAAUGAUGACAAUAACAAUGAUCUUAAACGUGCAACGCAAAAAUGUAUUCUAAAAUGUUAUGAACAAACUAAUCAACAACGAUCGAUUGGAUGCGAUUUUGGUUCAUUAUCAUCAUAUCGACCAAAGCGAUCAGAACGAUCGGAACGAAUUAUAUUUGAACAUCCAAUAAGUUUUCAGUUACCAAAACGAGUUGAACAUCUUCGUUGUUUAAAAACAUUUAGUUGUCAUCCGGAAAAAACAUCAACACCUGAAUCGAUAACUAUUUCAACAACAACAACAAAACCAUUUUACCCUGAUGUUUUGAUCAAAGAUACCGAAGAAGUUAAUGAUAAAAUUGAUUCAAUUUAUGAUGAUAUUCGAAAUGAAUCUAUGGAAAUAACACCCGGUAAAAUGGAAGAAUUGUUAUCGAAUCUAAAUGAAAUUAUUAAAAAUAUUACCGAUAAUAAUGUUGAUAUGAUUAAUAUAACAUAUUCAUCAUUAUUGGUAAUGGAUAAUUUGGUUGGCCGAUCACAAACAUGGCAAAAUAUGACCAAUGAUGAACAAUUGAAAAAUUCUGAUCAUAUAUUUAAUCUGGCUGAUAAUUUGGCCGGUUUGAUGAAUCGAAAACUGAAUCAAUCCAUCGAUGCCGACGUUGGUCAUCCAAUCGUAAAAAUUGAAUGUAAAAAUAUUCAACUUCAUUCCAAAUAUUCAAAAUUAUUGCCCAAUCAAUCGCUGGUUUAUGAAAUGAAUACAACGCGGCUUUUAUUACCAUCAAUGGGUUUGAUGGACAACAAUGAAUCAUCAGAUACCAGCAUGGAUGAAAUGAAAUUAUCAUCAACAGCAUCCAUUAUCAGUAAUAAAAAUCUGAUUUCACGAAUUUGUGAUGACGAUAAAGAUGAUAAAGAUGGAUAUCAACUAUUAAAUACACCAAUAAUAUCAAUGGUUAUUGGCCAUAAUAAUGACCAAUCGAUCCGUUUGAAUGAACCUUAUUAUUUUAGUUUAGAAACAACAAAUUUUGAUCGUCUCGUAUUUGGUGAUCGACCAUCAUGUUAUUAUUGGAAUGUUACUCGUAAAUGUUGGUCAUCUGAUGGUUGUUAUUAUCGAAAAAUUGAAUCAAAUCGUUCUGCAUCAAUUUGUGAAUGUAAUCAUCUGACAAGUAUUGUUAUUAUUGUUGAUAUUUAUAACCGAGAUGGUGAUGAUCCAAUAAAAACUUGGCUAACACGUGUAACAUCAUCGGCAACAAUUUUAUGUGUAUCAAUAUCAUCUCGAAAUUAUCUUCUUAUUGGUUAUAGUUCCCCAAUAAUAAUUAUUCUCAGUGGUCUGUUAUAUUUCUAUGCAACUGAAACACAAAUCUGGCAAGAUGUACUGGAAUCAUUAUGUGGACGUUAUUUGUAA
Dermatophagoides pteronyssinus (European house dust mite) is the source of this 2509-nucleotide messenger RNA. RefSeq lists its product as uncharacterized. Lineage: Eukaryota; Metazoa; Arthropoda; Arachnida; Sarcoptiformes; Pyroglyphidae. Gene Ontology annotation, cellular component: cytoplasm. The record is from RefSeq and is a predicted model, not a curated record.